This is a messenger RNA of Salvelinus sp. IW2-2015, 3465 nucleotides long. RefSeq lists its product as uncharacterized. Lineage: Eukaryota; Metazoa; Chordata; Actinopteri; Salmoniformes; Salmonidae. The record is from RefSeq and is a predicted model, not a curated record. Gene Ontology annotation, molecular function: DNA binding.
GUUACUUGGUUAAAAAGCAACCAAUCGUAGUAACGCAUUACAAGUAAUCCAGAUUACGUCGUUACGUAAUCAGGCCAUUGCAGUGCGCUUUGUCUGGGGUGUAUUCAUUACGUCUUGCAACGGAAACUGUUUACAGUUUAAAAGAACCAAACAGCACCAGAUUAGACUACAUCGGGUGCAAACGGAACAAACAGGGGGGACCUACYUGAAUUUGUCAAAUAGAAAGUCUCGUUUUCGUUAAUAAAAACUUCCGUUUGGAGUAAACUGUUUCUGUUUUAACAAACGAAACGUUUUGCAACAGAAUUGCCGAAAUGAAUACACCCCUGUUUGACCGCUUGCAGUCUCGCACUAAAUACGACACAUUGCGCGGAUAAUUUCUUAAAAAUGGAUGCCGGUGCUCUUGCCACAUCUUUCCAUGUCUGGCAAUAUAGACAACAUUUCAUUUUCAAGGAAUUAAGAGAAAAAAAUAUGACCGUCCAGUGUGUUCUAUGCAAACCCAAAAUCCGCAUGUUGUCUACCUCCAAGAACUCGACAUCAAAUCUGAAGAAACAUUUGGAGAGAAAGCAUGCAAUCAUGUAUCUGAAGUCGCCUAAAGGUGAGAUGGAUGGACCCAAUGGAUCACCCACAGACUCUCCUAAGGAGCCACGCUACAAGAAAUCCAAGCUGGAAAACCUUGUCAAUCAAAUGGCGUCACAGCCAAAAGUGAACACCCUGGUCUUCAACUUUAUGGUGGAAAAUGUCCAGUCGCUGUCUGUCUUGGAACAGCCUGCUUUCAGGAAGUUGAUUGAGGGCUUAAGUGGAGGGAAGAUGUCCAUGACCCGAAAUACUUUUAUCAAUGGAAUUAUGAUGGCAUACUCCAAAAUGAAGGAGGAGCUAAAGGAAAAGCUGAACAGUGUACAAUCUGUGUGCACUACAGCUGAUAUCUGGUCAGCUCACAACAGAAGCUACAUUGGGAUGACAUGUCAUUGGAUUGAGAAGAAUGAGCUGGAGAGGAAGUCUGCUGCACUUGCCUGUGCCAGAAUACGGGGCUCGCACACAUUUGAAACAAUUGCAGCCAAAAUACACGAGAUUCAUUUGGCUUACAAUAUUGAAAACAAACUUCAGGCUACAGUCACUGAUAAUGGCAGCAACUUCGUCAAAGUCUUCAAAGAGUUUUCAAAGGGGGACAAUGACAACUAUGAAGAUGACAUUGUUGAAUUUCAGGACGUGGGCACCAUACUUGACGGAGCAGAUGAGGCCAUGCACCUCUUUCUGCUGCCGCACCAGAGAUGUGCAUCGCACGCAUUGAAUCUGAUUGCCUCCCACGAUCUAGCGCAAGUUCUAUCACAACAGGGAGAAACUGCCCAAGUGUACUGCAGCGCAAUGGCCAAAUGUUUUGCCAUAUGGAACAGCAUCCACCAAUCCCCAUUGGCUAUAGCAGCAGUGGAGGACAUAGAGAAAAUGAAAUUGACCGCUCCUUCUGUGAGUCGCUGGAUUUCUGAAUACUCUGCAGUGGAAAAGAUGGUCUCUCUCCCUGAAACAAAACUAAUGGAUGUUUGUGACAGCUUUGGGGUCCCAAGACUGCUAUCUUAUGAGAUAGCAUUUUUAAAAGAAUACAUAAAUGUCUUCAAGCCACUUGCUUUUGCACUGGAACUCUUCCAAGGAGAGCAAAAAUGUUUUCUUGGACUGGUCAUACCUACGGUACUCACAUUGAAGAAAAAGCUAUGUGAGAAGAAAACUCUUGCACUUUAUCUCUUGGACGUCAUCAACCCUGUUCUAGACGCGAUAGAUUCCCGUUUCAAACAGCUCUUUGCCAGUCURGAUGCAAAAAUGGCGACAGCAACUACACCACAAUUCCGUUUGUGGUGGCUACCAGAAGCUGAGAGGGAAGACAUGCAUUUGAUGCUGGUGGCUGAGGCAACCCGUUUGGAGCUGACUGAUGGUGCGCCAAUCAGCAGCGACAGCGUGCAGUCAGAAGACGAAUUCUUUAGUUUCGGACCUGGGACUGGCAACAGUGACACAGAAGAGGAAGUCCGGAGGUACCUCGAGGGAACCAGCAAAAAUCUCAGUUGCCUGAAAUACUUCCAGAGAGUGAGAAAGCUGUUCCUCAAAUUCAAUGCCAUCCUACCCUCAAGUGCUCUUGUGGAGCGCCUCUUCAGUCAUAACGGGAACAUUCUCACCCCUAAAAGGAAUGGUUUGACUGAUGAUCAGUUUGAGCAAGUUCUCCUUUUGCGGUACAACAGCAAAAUAUGCACUCUGGACAAAAUAUUCCCUGGGUAAAAAUGUAAAGGGAUUUUUUCACAGAUCAUGUAUCAGGCAAAAGAGGGUGGUGGGAGGAGCUAUAGGAGGGCGGGCUCAUUGUAAUGGCUUGAAUGGAUUUAAUGGAACCGUAUCAAACACAUCAAACAUGAGCAAACCACGUUUGACUCCGUUCCAUUUAUUUAAUUCCAGCCAUUACAAAAUCACUCAGUUUAUAAAUAUAUUAUACCACGGGUAUGACAAAAGAUUACUUUUUACUCUUCUAGUUACGUUGGUCACCAGUUUAUAAUAGCAACAAAGCACCUCGGGGAUUUGUGGUAUAUGGCUGUAUCCAGGCACUCUGUGUUGCGUCAUGCUUGAAAACAGCCCUUAGCUGUGGUAUAUUGGCCAUAUACUACACCCCCUCGGGCGUUGCUUAAAUAUAUACUUAUUCAAAAUAUUGAGUUAUGUACUAGUUAAAUGCAAAUGUCUACUUUUCUAUUUUUUUAUUUAAAAAAAUUACACAAUGCUGCUAGCCUACUUUUUACACGUGAUUACAUAGAAAAUGAGUCUAACGUAAAUAAAAUGGAACAGGUUAAAAUAAUUCUAAAUAUGCUUCUUUGUGAUUUUAUUAAACAUGAGGUUCAAGUUUUUAUUUUAAAAGAAGUCAAGUAAUGUGUAUCCAGUAACGGAUUUUGUGUUUUCCUACUGUACAGUACAUGACAUUGGAGACCUCCAAAACAGAGGAACAGGCUCACACUCACAGUUCACCCACACAAUCACCUCUAGGCGGCAAUGUUGAGUUGUUAAAUCUAGUUUGUGUGUGUGUGUGAUUAUAUUUACUCUGUUGUCCACCUAUCUUUAAAUAAAGGUAAAAUAUAUAUGUUUAUCAUGGAUACAGUAUGUUUUAAUAACAUUGUAUCCUCUUCAUCUCUAUAAGGUGCCUCACUGGCAGCAUAGGAGUAAAUGACCCCUCACAAUUACCUUUCAAAUGCCAUGUUGUCCAGUAACUGCCUCCUGAGGAGAUGAUGUCCGUUACCAGAAAGACUCAGGCCUUCAUCUCACUUUAGCCCAAUUAGAAGAGUUUGUGUAUGGCGCUCUCUUWUUUUAACUUUACACUGGGUAUUGUCUUGUGUGUUUAUUUUUGGGGUACACACAAACUGAACUGGCACACUACCUACUAAAAGAGGCCUCCUACUUUAAACUAGGCAAGUCAGUUAAGGACAAAUUAUUAUUUUACAAUGACGG